Messenger RNA from Dermochelys coriacea (leatherback sea turtle), 4120 nucleotides. RefSeq names its product prolyl 4-hydroxylase subunit alpha 2 (gene P4HA2). The coding region runs from base 198 to 1811 and encodes 537 amino acids. Gene Ontology annotation, cellular component: endoplasmic reticulum. Lineage: Eukaryota; Metazoa; Chordata; Testudines; Dermochelyidae. Gene Ontology annotation, biological process: peptidyl-proline hydroxylation to 4-hydroxy-L-proline. The transcript is spliced from 15 exons. Gene Ontology annotation, molecular function: protein binding; L-ascorbic acid binding; procollagen-proline 4-dioxygenase activity. The record is from RefSeq and is a predicted model, not a curated record.
UUGCCUGUUUCCCAGGGCAGGGCCUGCUCAGGGCUCCUCCACCGCCGGCCGGUGGUUCCGGGGCUGCGGCUAUUCCAAGCAUUACGGUCCCGUCUGGAGGCUGUGCCGGGAGAGGCGGGGGCUGCCGCUGGAGGAGCCGCGGCUGUUCUGGAAGGCGGGGCGCGGGCGGCGUGUGGCUGAUCCCAACUUUAUUGAAGAUGAAGUCCUGGAUACUGUCACUGAUGUUGACCUGCAUUAGCUGCACAUGGCACACAGAAGCUGAAUUUUUCACCUCUAUAGGUCAGAUGACAGACCUGAUUUAUGCAGAGAAAGAUCUGGUUCAGUCUUUAAAAGAAUAUAUUCAAGCAGAAGAAUCUAAACUCUCUAAGAUUAAAAGCUGGUCUGAAAAAAUGGAUGCACUGACUAUGAAAUCAGCUUCCGACCCAGAAGGUUAUCUUGCACACCCAGUAAAUGCAUAUAAAUUGGUGAAGCGUUUAAACACCGAUUGGCUGGAAUUAGAGAAUCUAGUUCUUCAGGACUCCGCAAGUGGUUUUAUCGCAAACCUCACAGUUCAACGUCAGUUCUUCCCAACUGAGGAAGACGAGACAGGCGCUGCUAAGGCUCUAAUGCGUCUACAGGACACAUAUAGACUGGACCCUGAGACCAUGUCUCAGGGGAGACUACCAGGAACAAAAUACAGAUCAUCUUUGACAGUGGACGACUGCUUUGGCAUGGGAAAGAUUGCUUACAAUGAAGGAGAUUACUAUCAUACCGUGCUGUGGAUGCAGCAGGCGUUGAAGCAGCACGAUGAAGGGGAAGAUGCAGCCAUCACCAAAGUGGAGAUCCUGGACUAUCUCAGCUUUGCUGUCUUCCAGCUCGGUGACUUACACAGGGCCGUGGAGCUCACCAGGCGCCUGAUUUCUCUUGAUUCUGCUCACGAGAGGGCAGGCAGCAACCUGCGAUAUUUUGAGAAGUUGUUGGAGAAGGAGAGAGUGGCAAAGCUACUAAAUAAGACGUCAACAAUAACAGAAUCGGCCACACAACGUGGGCUUUAUGAGAGACCUGCUGACUAUCUGCCAGAGCGUGAUACCUAUGAGGCUCUCUGCAGAGGCGAAGGUGUGAAAAUGACACCUCGGCGACAGAAGAGGCUGUUCUGCAGGUACCACGAUGGAAACAGAAAUCCCCAUCUGGUCAUAGCUCCCUUUAAGGAAGAAGAUGAAUGGGACAGCCCUUAUAUCGUCCGAUACUAUGAUGUCAUGUCUCAUGAAGAAAUAGAGAAAAUUAAGGAGCUGGCUAAACCAAAAUUGGCACGAGCCACGGUACGUGACCCCAAAACGGGUGUCUUAACAGUGGCCAACUACAGGGUGUCAAAAAGUUCAUGGUUGGAGGAACAUGAUGAUCCUGUUGUUGCCAGGGUGAAUCACCGAAUGCAACAUAUCACGGGAUUAACAGUAAAAACAGCUGAACUAUUGCAGGUUGCUAAUUAUGGAAUGGGAGGACAAUAUGAGCCACAUUUUGAUUUCUCAAGGAAAGAUGAACCUGAUGCUUUCAAGCGUUUAGGGACUGGAAAUCGUGUGGCCACUUUUUUAAACUAUAUGAGUGAUGUAGAAGCUGGAGGUGCUACAGUUUUCCCAGACUUUGGGGCUGCAAUUUGGCCCCAAAAGGGGACAGCAGUGUUUUGGUACAAUCUUUUCAGAAGUGGUGAGGGUGAUUAUCGAACAAGGCAUGCAGCUUGCCCAGUAUUAGUAGGGUGCAAAUGGGUUUCAAACAAAUGGUUCCACGAAAGAGGGAAUGAGUUCUUAAGACCUUGUGGGUCAACAGAGGUCGACUGAAAUCCAACCAGCUGCUAGCUCUUCCUUUUGUCCCUUUCUUUUUCAGUUCAUUUCUAAGAAAUGAUCCAUCUUCUAUUAUGAAAGAGCUCUGGCACUUUUUAAAAAGAAUUUAACAUCUAUAAAUGAAAGAAGCAAAAGGCUGUAAUGACUUGGCAGUACUCGGUAACUAUUAUUUCCCCCACCCUUCCCCCAGUUUCACCUUCUCACCACACCCUCCCAAUUUGUCUCUUCUGUCAUAGCAGUGCAAACAGCACUUUUGGCAAUUCAGUGCAUUUGAGUGCCUGGUCUUGUGCCUUUCAUUCCUCAGAUGUUUUAGAUGUUAAAUAUUUCAUUGAACCAAAGUUUUGUGUACAUGUUUAAAUUUAUUGUAUUUCUAUGGAUUGCAAGUUUUAACAAAUGCUGUUUCAAAAAAAAAAAAGUCCUCUGCUCUGAGCUUGUGUCUAAUGCUGUGUCCUAGCUUAUCUAUGGGUCUGGGCCAUUUGCUUCAUUUAGAAAUGUUUAUGAUCAAAUUUGGACUAGAACUUCGGAGCUCGGUCACACAAGGUGCUGAGCACCCACACCUCCUAGGGAAACCAGAGUGAGCUCAGGUUGCUCAGUACCUUGCAGGACUGAGCGUGUAAAUUGGUGUAGCUGUAUUGAAAUCUUACAACAUGCUUACAGUGUUGUAACUUGGCCUGGGUUAUGCCUUUGUCUGAAUUGACUUCAAUGGAUGCAUUGCUUGUGUAAGAACCUCCAGAUUUGGGCCCGAGCUUACUCCAGUUAACAGAAUUGUCACUUUCAUUUUUAAAAUUAGAAAUACAAAACCAUCUAUAACACAAUAAACUCCUGUGUUUCCAUUAUCUUUAGGAAAUAUUGCAUAUGGGAGACCUAAAAUCUUUGAAAAAUACAUAGGUAGAUUUAGGACAGUCUCUAGUUACGAUUUUAAACAUUUUCAUUAUUUUUGUGUGGCGCCUUCAGAUUUUUGUGACUUUUUCCUCCCAAAGUAUAUAUUUCCUUUGCAUAGUACUGUGCCUCUUUGCUGCAGGAAGCCCCUGAUCUAAUAAAGCACUUAAGCACAUGCUUAACUUGAAGUCAACGGGAGAACUCACAAGCAAAGUUUAAGCACGUGCUUAAGUGUCUGGAUAGAUUGGGGCAUGUGCUCUUGUGCUGAAGUCAUCAUUUUCUUCUGUACCAGACACAAGGAGCCAGAUUCCCAGCUGCCUUGCAUCUUGUGUUGGUCACUUAACACAUGAGAAGGGACUGUAAAGAGCUUGCAAAUCAUAAUGGUUUCGUGAAGGGGCAAGGGCUAGAGGAUAAGACUACACAAAGCACAAGACAAUAGAAAUUGGGGCCAAAUAUCCGUAUUUAGGUGCUUUACAAUUUCUGCAAAAAGUAUGAGAUGAUUACUUAUGGGGAGUUAAUAGCACAAAAGGUCUAGCAGAAUUGAGAAGAAAUAAGGCAUGUUUUGAGGGAAAAAUUAAGAAAUGCUGAGCCAGAUUGUGGCUGACUCUUGUGCAGAUGUGCCAGGGAGUUGACUUCAGUGGGAGUUCUUCUGGCCAGUACUGGGUAUGAGGGUGAACGUUUUAGAGUAUUAGUGAUUUCAAGUGAACUCCUUAGAGUGAACUGUAAAAACCUACACUAUUGCUUAAAGACUGUGGGCAUUGACAUUCAGAACAGACAUCAGUGAAAGAAAAUUCAGUUAACUUGCAGUGUCUAAUUGCACCCAUAAUGUCAUCAUAAGAUGAACAUUGAUUUCUUCUCCAUUGUACAUUUCUUCUCCAUUGUAAGGUAACUGUUGAAUGAACUAAUACUUAAAACAAUUAUCUGUCAACGUCCUCUUGAGGGCUGGAAGCACUACACCUACUAGAUUGUGUUCUUAGGGAAAGUGCAAUUUAGAGAGUAUUGGAUUUCAUAUGGCAGAUAUAAUGGACAUCACCCUCCCUGGUACGAUGGUAGGAUAAUGUGGCUCUGAUUCAGCAAUAAACUUCAGCACGUGCCUAAAUUUUAGCAUGUAAAUAUUUCCUUUGAAUUCAGUGGAAUUGCAUGCUUAAAGUCUGGCACAUGCUUAGGCCUGAUUCUAUCAAGUACUAAUCAUAAGUUUUAAUUUCACCGUGAGUGGCAAAUAUACUCUUGACGAGGAGGCUGGAAGGUUAGAUAAACUAAUAGAGCUGAUGGAAUCAUUUAUUGUGAACGAUAUGGGUGGGAAGGGUUGUUCGUUGAAUAAUUAUGUGUGAAUAAAUCUCUUUAUCCUACAAACAGCUGCAUUAAGUAAUGUGAAAUCAUAAGCACUUUCACAAAGCCUAUGGUAAUAAAUGCAAUACACUAUACUC